GCAAACUAAUCACACGAUACUUGGACGGUACCUGAGCAGACUAGUUGUUGGCCUACGAACCUCGCAUCUUCACAGCCAUGCCCAUCGAGAUACGGGCUGCCUUGGAGCACGACCUUAGGCGAUGUGCCGAGAUCGGGCAUCAGGCCUUCGCCAAAAACCCAUUUGCGAAGAUCAAGUUUCCUGGUUAUGUCCCGGACGAUGGAUUCCUGGGACUCCGAACGGGUGACCUGGCGAAGCAACUUCGAGAGGACCCGACCUGUCGAAUGUUCGUCGCAGUGGACACUGAGCGAAGAGGCAGCAAUGCGGUCGUCGGCUUUGCCAAAUGGAACGUAUACCCAAAUGGCAUGCCUUACGCAAAGUCAAACCCCGCCUCGUGGGGCCCGGGUGCCAACGUCGAAGCAUGCAAGAUGAUCUUCGCUGGAGUUGAAGCAAUGCGGAAUUUCUUGAUGGGAGGCAGGCCAUGCAUUUUAACCGACCCGCUGUACCAGCAGCGCGGCGUGGGGCAAAAUCUGAUGACCUUCGGCAUACAAGAAUCUCUUCACCUAGAGAUACCGGUCUAUCUCGAGGCGACAGAGGCCGGCCAUUCUCUAUAUUCGAAAAUUGGGUUUGAUGAUAUCGAGGUUCACCGGUCUGACCUAUCCAAGUUUGGAGAAUCUCGGCCUUAUAUGAUAUGGGCAAUGAUUCGGGAACCCUACUGUUGGUUCCCCUGAAGAGUUGAAAGCUAGUAUCGAGAAAAGCUUCCCAACACAUUCUGCACGGUGUUUUGUUAAACAAGCUGUACCCAUACAUUCUAAUUGCA
Molecule: messenger RNA, 799 nt
Organism: Colletotrichum navitas
Lineage: Eukaryota; Fungi; Ascomycota; Sordariomycetes; Glomerellales; Glomerellaceae
Product: acetyltransferase
Exons: 2
Coding region: 78-710 (210 amino acids)
Source: RefSeq, a predicted model, not a curated record